AUGUCAGGGACAGACCAGCCUGCUCUAGCAAGUCCCAGUGGAGUGACGCCUGACUUUGCGCAUCCGAGAGAUGCUCUUCGCACUAUUCUUUUUGUCACACAAUGCCUUUGUAUUCCCGUCGUAUCCGUUCUUAUCGUGCUUCGGUUAUAUGUGAGAUUUCGGUUCCAGCAGCAGCUAGGAUUUAAUGAAUUGUCGAAACAUGGCGGCGGCUGCUAUCAAUGGGAGAUUUAUGAAUCCCAGUUGGUGAACUUCAUGAAGAUAGCAUACAUUGCAACUCUAUUCUACGCCCCGAUGGCCCUCUUUGUCAAGGUCGCCCUGUUAACCCUUCUAGCUCGCAUUUUCAAACCAUACCGCAAAUGGGUCAUGUUCAUCUAUCUCAUCCUUGGAGUGGUUUUGAGCUACUACAUACCUGCCUUCGUCAUCAAAGCCCGCAUCUGCGAUCCUGUAUCAGCCUACUGGAACGGAACCAACAGCGGCGGCUCCUGCAUCGACCAGAGCAAAGUCAUCAUGGCCGACUCAGUCAUCAGUGUGGUGACGGACUUGGCAAUUCUCAUCCUCCCCUUACCAUUAACCUGGUCGCUUCAAAUGCCGUUCAGCCAAAAACUGAAGGUUAUUGGACUUUUGAGCGCGGGAGGGCUUGCAACGGCCUUUAGUUUAUAUCGGUUGGUGAUGAUUGCGAGAGAUGGACAGUCCCCCGAUCAAACAAUGGUGUUUACACGCGUUGUGCUUACUGGGAAUGCAGAGGGAGGCAUUGGACUGAUAUGUGCCUGUCUUCCGGCACUAAACAAUCUCAUCUCUCGUACCCGCAGAAAAAACUCAUAUUAUUCAAACCAAGAAUCACACGCCAGCUCACGACUACAACUACGAAAGAUCCGAGGAUCUAGGAGUGAUAAUCGGCCCAAGAUAAACAGGACGGUGGAGGAUGGAUCAGCAUUUGGGUCAGAUGAGAGAACCUUGAUAUCCAAUGCUGAUGCGUCGCACAGCGUUAAUGAUUUCUCUGACCACGCUCAAUUUGACGGGGCGAUCAUGAAAAGUGUCGCAGUUUCCCAGUCUGUGGAGAUGAGGGAUACAUGA
Talaromyces atroroseus is the source of this 1074-nucleotide messenger RNA. RefSeq lists its product as hypothetical. The transcript is spliced from 4 exons. The record is from RefSeq and is a predicted model, not a curated record. Bases 1 to 1074 code for a protein of 357 amino acids. NCBI's taxonomy places the organism in Eukaryota, Fungi, Ascomycota, Eurotiomycetes, Eurotiales, Trichocomaceae.